CCGGCCAUUGCGCGGUCGUGUUUUGGUCCUAGAAAGAUGGCUGACUCUUGUUUUCACGAUUCUUCGUAUGAUAUACGGUAGUUUGAAAUACAUUACGAAAGUUAAUAUACUGUGCAUUGAAUAAUUUCAUUUAUUCAACAAUACGAUUGUGUUAUACUUACGGACUGAAUUUUUUGCCCCUUGUAUUCUUCAGGUUUACGUCAAUUGCGACGUUUUAAGCGUGUCGGUCUUGCAAGCUUUAAUUUUAUAGUUUGUAAAUGAUUUUUAAUGUUUCAUCGACUGUGUAAAUGAAGGAAAAGUGAAACUGAAGAACGUUGCCUAAUUGAAAAAAUGAAUUGUGAUUUAAUAAUCAAUUUUAUUCUUGGUUGUAUUCGCUGUUGAUCUGUUAGUAAUAGUAUUUGGUUAGGUUGGUGUGCUAGGUAAGCGAUUUACUUAUGAUACCUGAACGUUUUAUCUCGUGUUCCUUUCGGUGGUUCACGUUAAAAAAUGCUAUGGAAUUAAAUCUUUGAACUAUCAAACGAGUUGAUGAUUCGUCAACAAAAUGGCAACAAGUGAUUUUGAUGUGGAGCUCUUUGAGCGAAGACUUCAUACAUUGAAGGAUUCACAAGAAUCUAUACAAGGUCUUUCAGCAUGGUGUCUUGAAAGACGACAACAUCAUAAGAAGAUUGUUGCUACUUGGCUACAAGUUUUAAAGAAGGUAAAAGUGGAGCAUCGUCUUACGCUUUUUUACUUGGCUAAUGAUGUUAUUCAAUACUCCAAGAGAAAAAACUUUGAAUUUGUGGAAUCUUGGGGCACUACAUUACAACGUGCUACCACAAUGGUCAGGGAUGAAAAAGUCAAACACCGUAUAUUGCGGAUAUUUAAGAUAUGGGAUCAGAGACAAGUAUAUGAUGAGGAGUUUCUUGCUGAUUUAUCUGGUUUAAUAUCAGCUGCUCCAAAGAAAAAAGUAGAACCACAACCUGCUGCACCACCAGAAGAAUUUCAAGCUGCAUUGUUGAUUUCGACUAUGAGAUCAUGCGCAACUUUAGAACAGGCAACAGAUGCUAGGUUACGUGACUUAAGAGAUAGUAACAUAGACAUAGAAAAUGCAGAAGAGCUUUGUGCAUCUUUAAAAGAUCGAAGACGUGUUGAAGAUGCUGAAAAAGAAGUUGAUUUGGCAGUAAGAAAUGUUGAAAAUUAUGUACGUGCAUUGGAGGCUGAAAUUAGAGAAAGAACUCAGGUUCUUGAAUUGCUUGAACAAGCAGAUCAGUUUUAUGAAACUCAACGGGGUGAAGUUAAAAUAGUAACAAAUGCAUAUCGCAACUUUGGUAGUCGAGUGAAAAACUUGAAAAAGAAAUUGGACGAAUUAUUACCAACAUUGGUCUCUCCUAUUCCAUCGCCUGAUGUGAAUGCUCCAUCUCCAAGUCCUGAUAGUGACAUAGAGCUACCAGGGGAUGAAAAUCAAGCUACAAAUCAGUCUGCAAUUAUAGAAGUAGCACCUCCAUCUAUUUAUGGUUCAUACACUCAUGAUUAUGAUCCUGUCCCUGUUCCUGCACCAGAGUUGACACAGGGACAUGAAUCUGGAGAUUUUACUAAUAAUUUCUCAUCGUUUAUGGGAGGGAAUGUAGAUUUUGGUAAUAUGAGAAAUUUAUUUAAUGAAAGAUCUACAACACCUACUAUGAUGACACAAUAUAGCGAUUCCUUAGAGCCAAAGCCAAUAGAAGUGAUCAAUAUGAGGCCAUCCAAAAGUGAAAACAAUGAAGAUUUCAAUAUAUCUAGUUUUUUGAAAACUGUCCUUCCUUCGUCAGAGGGAACACAAGAUCCUGGUGGUAUACCAGGUCUAGGUUUAGAUAUUUCUGAUCCUCAAGUGGGAUCUCCCCAGCGUCCUAAUUAUAGAAAUUCACCUGCAUUAGGGCAGCUUCCUGUGACUCCUACACUUUCACGAAUGAUGAGUGCUCAGGGUUCAUCUCUCGGCACUUUGAAUAAUUGUCCAAUGAACCACAGCACUCCUAUUUCCGUUCGUAACUUACCUACCGAAUCACACACUCCUUCUCCAUAUUCCAGUCAAAAUAGUCAAAGUAAUAUCACUGUGCCGUUUGAUGGUUCUACUAACGCGAAUGUAGUAAAUCCUUUACCUCCCCCACCUCUCCCACCACCUAUUUUUCUCGACGACGAAAACUGCUACAAUAAGCUGCCACCUAAAUUUCCUACAUGGACUUCUUCAACUGAAGUCAAAGAACCAGCGAAAUGGGAAGAAAAGGUGUGUUACGUAUCUCCAGGUAAAAAUAGUAUGAAUCCAUCUUGGCCUGGUGAAAACGAUGAGAAAAAUAAAACAUCGUGGAUAGAUGGUGCUAAUGACAGAUGGGAAUCUAGUAACGACUCUGUUUGGCCUAACAAUAUAAGGGGGAAAAGUGAAAUUCUUUCGGAGACUCCAGAAUCACCACCAAUGUAUGAAAAAACUGGUUUCACUGAUCCCGUUGAGUACAAUGAUUCGCAACCUCAAGAGCCUCUACUUAGCAGUGCAGGAGAUGUAGAUCAUAGGGUGAUUCCAAUACCAUUAACAUCCGAGAAUCAAUUACCAUACAGUCUGAUAAAGGCAGCAGAUGUUGAUCAUCGUAAUUUGAUAAGUCUCACGGGAAGUCCUGCAAAUCAUAAUACCAUUAAUGAUACCACCUUGAAUGUAUUGCCAAAUAACAAUACCUUAUGGUCCGCAAGUGAUCAGGAUUAUCGGCAACACAUGCAGCCUGGUGAUAUAGUGGAGAGCGUUGAUAUGGAGAUGUCGGAUGACGAAGCGGAUAAUAAACCGAAGGGAAGAAUAUUAGUCGAUGUUCGAUCUCAAGAUCAUGAUAUGAGAACAAUGAAUCCAACACAGUCUGGGCAGACUCAACAUUUAGAUAUGGACAUGCGUAUGAUUCCAUUACCUUCCUCUCAAAUAUCGGUACCUCGAGGUCAAAUGCUGCAAGACGUUCAUGUUAUUCAUCCUGGACCACCUCCACCACCGCCACCACCGCAGUUUCAUCAACCUCAAAACAACUUUCAUCAAACUCAAGCAGACUUUCAUCAUAACGCGCCAGUGGAAUUUCAUCCGAAUCAACCAAAUUUCCAUCAAAAUCGACCACCUCCGACCUUCCUUCAAAAUCAGCAAGAAUUUCUUCCAGGGCAACAAGGUUUUCACGAGGUUCACCAACCGGCUCAGCAAGAAUUUGAGUAUCAUGACAAUCAACAUAACAUUAGAUCGAAUCAAGAUUUCCACGGAGAAUCACAAUUGCGCAACAGGUAUCAACCAACGGACCAUCAACAUCGCGAUGCUCCGACUUUUCAUAGAAAUGAAAGGAGUGGCCGCGGUGGUCGAGGGUUUCCAAGGAAUCGACGAGAGAGAUAUUCCGAUGAUCAUAAUCAUAAGCAGCGUACUCCCACAGGUAUCCGAAAAUCGAGGUCACAGGAACAACAGCAACAGCAGCAGCAGCAGCAACAACCACAACAACCACAACCACAGCAACCACUACAACCGCAACAAUCUCAACCACAGCAACAACAGCAGCCGCAACAACAGCCGCAGCAACAGCAACAACAGCAGCAACAGCAACAACAACAACAGCAACAACGCUCGUCACCAGAAAUUCUUCCAAAUAGUCGUCCUUUAUUAUUACAACCACCUGAAACUGUCGUUAUUCUUGAUGACGAAGGCAUGCCUAUAGCUAUGCCUGAUUUUGAACAAGGUGAGACACCAGCGAGUAUGCAAAUUCUUCAAAAUUCAUCGCAGGAGAAAAUCUGUCCAUUGUCGAUCGAAGAUCAUAGAACGCAGCAGGACGUAUUGAGUUCACGUAACUCCGAACAUAACUCUUCCGGUUAUCCUGCUGGAUUAGAUCACUCAUUGGUGAACGAAGAAUUGAUCCAAGUUGACUCCGACAAUAAUCAGGAACAAUCACCUCAAGAAUCUGCAAUUUCGUUGGAAGAAACAAAGAAUCCUCGCGAUGAGCAAUACGCCUCCGUGUCGGAAUAUACGGAACAUGUAAAUUCAGAAUCUAGUCUGACGGAGAAACGGAUUGGCGAUAACAAUUCCUCAUUGGAAAACCAAGCUCAGGAAGAUUUCACGGAUACGCCUCAGCUCUCUGAGCAAUUGGAGGUUUUAAUCGGAUCUAACGCAACGUCCUCGAAUGAUCUGAAGAGACCGUCGACGAAUGGUGAUUUUGAUGAGCAACAGGACGAUGUGAUUUGUAACAAAAGAAUCCUUUUAUCGAACGGUCCGCAACAAGCGAUUAUUACAGAUACCGCUUCAAACGAUCCCGGAUUGUGCAUUACAUCGACAGACGUUCAUCCUAUUAUAGGAUACGAGUACGAUGUGCACACUAACAGUCUGAACUUUCGACCUCGAAUUGGAGGACCAGCGAUCUUCUCACCUUGGAGAAACGGUCCUCCUCGUGGUAGGAGUGGUUUUCGAGGUGGCCCUAGAGCACCCUGGAUGGACAGAGCUCUACGUGGACUGUCAUCCGGGAAUUUUGUUCCGAGAGGACCGAAAAGGGGUGGACAAUUUCGGGGAGGUGGUUUUCGUGGUAGAGGGAGAAGUGGUAACUGGUAAAUGAAAACAAAGGAAGAUCUUAUUAUUGAAAACAUUAGAAUUUAAUCAGCGAGAUCGAUCGACAUCAUAACAUCAGCACUUUAAUGAUAUUCUGUGUGUGUAUAUAUAUGUGUGUGUGUGUAUAUAUAUAUAUAUAUAUACAUAUAUAUAUAUACAUAUAUAUAUAUUUAUAUAUAUAUAUAUAUUUUAUAAUAUGUAUUAUCAAUAAUUAUGUUGGAAUACAUUCAUUCAUGCAAAUGGAGGCAACAAAAGAAAUACGUAAGGUGAUACAGAUAUCUUUUCAGGGGUAUUAUAUGUGUGAUUAAUUCACUUAACAUAUACAUAUAUAUAUAUAUAUAUACACAUAUAUAAAACAAAUAACGUAUAUACAUAUAUACAUGUGUGUGCGUGCGUGCGUGAGUGUGUCUGUAUGUAGAUACAUAUUAUAUAUUAUAAAUACGCAUUAUAUAUCUACAUACACGCGUACAUACAUUUUGUUAAAACUUGGCGACAUCAUCGUAGGUGGCUCUUGUAUAAUUUUACAGGUAGCGAUUAAAAAAGGCAAAAAAAGGGCAGGUACGAAUCUUUCUUCGAUCGCCGUACUUUGUUGGCCUCUUUGAUGAUGAGCGUGUAUCAUUAUACGAAUAUUAUACUAUAAGGAAGACUUGUGUUUAUGUUUAAAUUCUUACAACUAAAAGAUAUCGUUCACGUUGACUCGUACAAAGCCUUGCAAUUUAACGAUACUUUCUGCCCAUAUUUUACCAUUUUUCUCUCCAUCACUCUUUCUACUUUAUCGGGAUAAGUUUCUAUAGAAAGUAUGAAACACUGAAAAAAUAUAUGGUGUAAUGCGUUACACUUUUAUCCUAUCGUCAAAGUGCGUUCCAUGAGUCAUCGUGAUUUCGUAAUGUCAACGUCUAUAUCGCGAAAUAAUAGCCUGAUUCUUCUUCUCCUUUUUUCUUGCCUGUUCACUUUCCCUGCAGCUUCAUCGAGAUCUUAUUAUAAAAACAGGCGUGUCAAGGAAACCUCAAAAAAAAAAAAAGAAAAAAAAAAAGAAAAAAAAAAUGUAUUAAUAAAAUCCAGUGUUUAUGUUGUGGUUCACUUGGUACAUUUUCCCUAUUUUUUCCAAGUUGUGUCGAAUAGAUAAAUGUUGAUAAAUUAAUUGUACGUGACAAUUAACGAUGAUGAAAUAUUAAACACAAAGCAUGUAAAGAGAAGCGUGUUUGCUCAGUGAUCCAUCGAUGACCACAACAAUGAUAGAAAAGCGAAUUUCUGUCGAUUCAAAAAGAAACAAAAAAAAAAAAAAAGGAAAUACGUCAAAUUAAUUUUCUCUUAAUAAUUAUCCUAACUCGUUACUCGCUUUUGUUCUUUUUUGUGAAUAUAUAUGCGUAUGCAAUAACACGUAUACGAAUUUUAUUUAUCAUAAAGAAAAACAGAAAGAAAAGAGAUAAAAGAAGCAAAUUCGCUUGUUUGAUUUGCCGAACUCUCCGAUAGAAGAUUUUUUUAAGCACUUUCAUUUUUUAAUAGUAUAAUAAACAUACGUAAGAACGUUCGACACUUUAUUUUCGUAUUAUGAUGUAUAGAAGACGAACAAGGAAAAAACAAAAAAAAAAAAAAAAGAUAUGAGGCGUUUUUAUCACAUCAUAUAAAACUAUAUAGUCACAAAGUGUUUGUGCCUAAGGGUCACUUAUAUUUUUUAAGUUGUUUUCCGUUGAUGCACGGAAGAAAAAAGAGAAAUGUAUGAUUGAAAGGGAGGAUAAAACAAGAAAAUACAAAAGAAAAAAGUAAAGAUAAUGAAUGAUAUAUCGACGAAUUAUAAAUAAUAAUAAUAAUAAUAAUAAUAAUAAUAAUAAUAAUAAUAAUAAUAAUAAUAAUAAUAUUAAUAUUAAUAGUAAUAUUCGACGUCCGUCCCACGAGGAGAAAUCUUUUUAUUAUUUUUAUGAUAAUCCUAGCUCGGUUUCUCAUAAAGAACACGAGCGAGUAUUCGGAGAGAAUCGAUUGGUUGAAAUAAAACUCCCGCCAUCAUUCUCAACGCGACGUUUAUCAUUGAAUAUCAUUUUUUGUUUGCGAAGAACCUUUGCGAUUGUAUCAACAAAACAUUAUUUCGAAAAGUUUUCGCUCUUAAAGAAACUAUUUUUUCUACGGAUCAAAAAAUAGAUUGUAAAUUCCUUCGAGUUUUAUAGUUUUAUUAUUAUUAUUUUUUUUUUUUUUCAUUUAAUACCGUGUAAAAUAAAUGAGGAGACGUUCGGUAUUGGAAUAAUCUGUGAUAUACGUGUUAACGAGUAAUAUUAAUGAAAAAAAAAAGGAAGAGAAAGAGAAAAAGAGAACAAAGUCGAUCGCAUCUCUUUCCUUUGUCUUUUUCCUGUCUCUCUCUCUCUCUCUCUCUCUUUUUCUCUCUCUCUUUUCUGUCUGUCUUUCUCCUUCUCUUUCUUUUUCUUUAUCUCUUCGUCUCUCUUUCUCUAUCCCCACCGAAAGAAGUUUUUUUCGAGCGAAUUUAAAAAAAGAAAAGAAAUAAUUUCGAAUUUUACGCACGUGAGAGUGCCUGGCGACGGGAUUGACCGUAAAAAUUUCGAAAGCACGUGCACACACAAAUAUGCACACGUGUAUAUAUGUGUAUAUAUGUAUACGUACAAAUAUAUAAAUAUAUGUCGUUAUCACGAGUGGUUGGUUACAUCGUGUAACAUAAAAGAUCCUGCGUUUUGCGAACGACUACGUUCGUUUCACGUUCAACAAAUUGUAAAUUAUAAAAAUAAUUACAUAUAUGAUAAAAUGAAAAUGCGUAUAUUUCUACGUCUAGAAUAAUAUAUAUAUAAUGUAUAUAUAUAUAUAUAAAUAUAUAUAUAUAUUAUAUAUUAUAUAUUAUAUGUAUUAUUAUAUAUAUUAUAAAUAUAAUAACAUAUGUAGAAAUGCGUACACACGUACAUAUAUAAUUAUAUUCGAAGAAGCACACAUACGUAUAUGUGCGCGCGUGCGCAUUAAAAGAAACUUAGAGCGGAGUAUAUACGUACACAUACAAAACACAUACUCGUAAAAAGAGAAACACAUAUACAUAUACUCAAGUAUAUAAGAGAAACGUAUAAAGUUCAGUGUUAGGUUUAUUAUGCAGAAGCAUACUAUACGUGCAUACCAGAAGUUCUUUUAUCAUGCGCUAUCUAAGUGCGAUAAUACGAAGCAGCUUCUCGCUUAUUAAUGCAAAUCAAUAUUUUCUCUCUCCCUGUAUAUAUACAUACAAAAAUCAUUUCUCUCCUAUUUUCGUCCUUCUUCUUUUUCUUCUUUCUCCUUCUCGUCCAUUCGCGUUAACAGAUUGCCCGAUUUCGUUGUGUUGUUGUUGUUGUUGUGCCGUUCUUAUACGCACGAGUGUGUAAGGAAAGGAAAAAUUCCCGACGAUGAAAUUGAAAGUGAUUUUGCGUCGUUACGAAAACGACGCGUGUCACAAGAGAACGUGACGGGUGUAUGGCACGUCAUCUGCAUCCUCAUUCCGUAAAUUGCUCGUAAAAGUAGACUAGAAAGAAUGAAUAAAUGAAUUUAUAAUAAUAAUAAAAGAAAAUACGAGAGAUCAACGCAAACGAAUCGUGCAAUUUUUGUUUUCGUUGGAUUUCUUCUUAAAGAAUCCCGAGAUUAUUGACACUUUCUAAUUAUCUAGGAUGAACGAUAGAGUUAUUGACAAUUUUAAUGUGAUAUUCGUACAAUACAAAAUAUACGUAUCUUUAUUUAAAAGUAAAAGAAAAAAAGGAAAGAAAGAACUUUGAUUAUUUUUAGCAAUUGUUUUUAUGGUAGUCAGAUAUAGUUGAUAUUAGAUCUUCAGCUAAGAUUUACCAUUUUAUCUUAUAUAACGAAUCUUAUAAUUAUUAAAUUAAAUAAAUUCCAUAGAGACGUUGACAUAAGAAAAUGUGCAUUGAAGAGUCUACAUUUCUCUUAUCAUAAAUGAAAAAUAUUGUUGUCAAAUCAUUGUGUCCUGCAUAUAACUCUACUGUUUACCUCAGUAAAAAGAAAAAGAAAGGAAAAGAAGUAGGUAAAACCGGGAAACUUUAGUUAGAAUACUUACGUAUAAAGGAACAAAGAAGCGAGAUGAUCGAGUAUGAUAAUAAAAUAAAAUGAUAUGCUCCACAUUAACGAGGUCGUUGUUUCUUCCGUAAUAAUUCCGUGAUCCGAUAAUUAUAAUUAUUAUCACCAUCAUUAUUAUUGUUAAUCAUAUAAGACUCAACGAUGAUUUUACUCGUGCUUUCUCAGGCACGGUAAAACGUUCUCGCGAUAUUUUAUGCGAAAUAACACGCUCCAUUAAUUACUUAAUCGCGAAAGCGGUAACGCCGUUUUAAUAAUAAGAAAGCGAGUGAUCUCUUCUUAACGAGAGCCUCUCAAAGAGAAAAUUUUUCUCAAAGAAAAUCAAAUUGUAUCCUUUGUAGUAACCGUAACCGACCAUUCGCAUAGAUAGACUCAGAAGCUUUUUUUUUUUUUUUCUUAUAUACUUCCUCUCAUCUUUACGAGCAUUUUACAACGUUCUCGAUGCAAUUUACCUCGUAUAUUCCGUUUCGAUUUAACUCUUUUGUUUUAAUAAAGAAUUUUUUUUCUUUCUUUUUUUUCUUCAUUCACCCAUAAGAGAAAGUUUUUGAGGUUAUUCUUAUUUUUCGCAACCCCUUUGAUCGAUGGAAUUAAAGGAAAUUGAAGGUGGAACAGAGAGUAUCGAAUUAGGGGAAUAAAGGAACAGUAAUGACAGAAAAAGAGAGAGAGAGACAGAGAGAAAGAGAGAGAGAGAGAGAGAGAGAGAGAGAGAGAGAGAGAGAGAGAGAGAGAGAGAGAGAGAGAGAGAGAGAGAGCGAGAGAGAGAGUAAAUGAGUGGGAUCGAAUGAGAUGGGAAGAUAUCUCUCCGACCUUAGCAACGGUGUCACUAAGUGAUCGAUUUAAUGAAAUUUCGAGAUUAGAGUACAUUCGAUUAUUUAGCGAGAAAAAGCUCUAUAACACGUUAGGCGAGAGUGUAUUUGUAAGAUCAUUUUAUUGUGAUUUAACGUUACAAGGUUUUAUACGAGAUCGUAUAGAAUAAUCGUGCAUACCGUGUAUGCUGAACAUUUUGUACAUUGCCUAAUAAAAAGGAUAUAUCAUCUUUUAUAUUAUAA
Messenger RNA from Vespula vulgaris, 9645 nucleotides. RefSeq lists its product as uncharacterized. The transcript has 8 exons. The record is from RefSeq and is a predicted model, not a curated record. NCBI's taxonomy places the organism in Eukaryota, Metazoa, Arthropoda, Insecta, Hymenoptera, Vespidae. Bases 542 to 4558 code for a protein of 1338 amino acids. Gene Ontology annotation, molecular function: RNA polymerase II complex binding. Gene Ontology annotation, cellular component: RNA polymerase II, holoenzyme. Gene Ontology annotation, biological process: mRNA 3'-end processing.